Molecule: messenger RNA, 2765 nt
Organism: Frankliniella occidentalis (western flower thrips)
Lineage: Eukaryota; Metazoa; Arthropoda; Insecta; Thysanoptera; Thripidae
Gene: HBS1
Product: protein HBS1
Exons: 14
Coding region: 194-2353 (719 amino acids)
Biological process (GO): translation
Molecular function (GO): GTPase activity; GTP binding
Source: RefSeq, a predicted model, not a curated record
UUGGCCUUCUGAUUGGUCUGUUGAACGUCGAACUGAUGCGUUAGAUUCAAUCAUCAAAUUGUCUACUUUACUUGUUUUGAGUCUGUUGUCAUGACGUGACCUCUACAGUUCGAUUAAGAUUUGAACAUGCCAUAAGGUCCAUGAUAAUUGAUUCUCCAGUGAUCUAAAUUUUUUGCAUUUUUACUCAAGUAACAUGGCGAGACACAGGAAUGUGAGGUCUAUGAACUAUGCUGAUGAGUAUGACGGCUACGAUGAUGUUUAUGGACACUCUGUCGAAGACGAUUACAGCAUCUCCCCGAGUGAUGCUAAAUAUGUUUUUGAUAGAAACACGGAAAAGGCUCAGAUGUCAGCAUUUCUGGCCGGAGAUGAAGACAUUGCCGAAGACGAUGAAGACGCUGAGGAAGGAGGAACUGAAUGCCCUAAAAGGAGAGACUCUGAUACCUUGGGGCUCCGUACCAGAAAUUUAAGUGAAUUGGAUGAAGCUAGGUUAAGGUCGUGUUUAGAUGAAAUACGUGAUGUGAUUGGAGAUUCUAUGUCAGAGGCUUCCCUUGCAGACAUCAUUCUUUCAAAUGACUUUGAUGUGGCCAAGUCAUUAGAUGCUGCUCUAUCAAAUGCUGCAGAAAAAUCAAACAGACCUCCAUCAAAAAUAAAGAAGCAAGAGACCCCACUGCCUCAGAGAGAACCAAGAGUUCAUCCAACCACAGCAGGUAAGCCUCAAAAAACAGAAGACCCAGUGGCUAUAGUAACAUCAAAACCAGAUGCCUUCACCUCAGCGGAGAAGGUGCAGCCUCCAGUGAAGAUUGUUCCCCCCGGUGCCAAGACUGUUAAUGUUACAAAGGGAUUUGAAGUGCUGUCAGUGAAACAAGAAAAUGAUUCUGGAGAGGGAUUACGACCUGCCUUCUCAACACCGCGCACUCAGUCCCCUGCGUCCGGACGCGGAACACCGUCAGGUCGGAAUACUCCAAGUAUGGGUGAACUAGGAGAGGGUGACGGAACUCCACGGGAAAUACGAGCCAGACCUCGAGUGUCAAAGGAAGACAUUUUGGCGAAGUACAAGAGUGACAGAGGUGACAAUAAAGAGCAGCUGCACAUGGUUGUGAUUGGGCAUGUCGAUGCAGGUAAAAGUACCCUAAUGGGACGUAUGCUGUUAGAGAUGGGACAGGUAUCAAAGAAAACUAUGCACAAAUAUGAGCAGGAGAGCAAAAAGUUGGGAAAACAGUCAUUUGUUUAUGCAUGGAUCCUGGAUGAAACUGGCGAGGAAAGAGGAAUUACUAUGGAUGUUGGUCAAUCUAAGUUUGAAACAAAUUCAAAAUCUGUUACCCUUUUGGAUGCUCCUGGCCACAAGGAUUUUAUCCCAAAUAUGAUUACUGGUGCCACGCAGGCUGAUGUAGCACUUCUUGUUGUUGAUGCAACUAGAGGGGAAUUUGAAACUGGUUUUGAGAGUGGUGGACAAACCCGUGAGCACGCUCUGCUGGUUCGCUCCCUGGGUGUGAGUCAGCUUGGGGUUGUGGUAAACAAACUUGACACAGUGGGGUGGUCACAGGAAAGAUUUGAGGAGAUAACUGCAAAGCUGUCCGCUUUUCUACGCCAAGCGGGUUUCAAGGAAUCAGAUGUUACCUAUGUACCCUGUAGUGGGCUGACAGGUGAAAAUAUGGUUGUAAAACCCACUGCUGCUGAACUUACAUCAUGGUAUACUGGUCCAUGUUUAUUGGAAGUCAUAGACGGUUUUAAAACGCCAGAGAGGCCAAUAACUAAACCAUUCCGAAUGUCAAUAAAUGACAUAUUUAAGGGCAUGGGAGCAGGAUUUUGUGUUUCUGGGAGAAUUGAGACUGGGAUGGUCCAACCAGGAGACAGAGUUCUUGUUUCUCCCCUUGGUGAAACAGCAUUUAUCAAAGCACUUUUGGUUGAUGACAUGCCUAUCCAAGUUGCAUUUGCUGGAGAUUGUGUAAGUGCUACAAUUUCUGGUCUAGACCAGCAAAAUAUAUCUGUGGGCUAUAUACUCUGUGAUCCUCAACGACCAAUACCUAUUACCUCUCGUUAUCAAGCACGUAUUGUUAUAUUCCAACUUAAAGUCCCCAUUACUAAAGGAUACUCAGUUGUGAUGCAUCACCAGUCACUUGUUGAACAGGCAGUUGUUAGUAAACUGGUUGCCCAACUCCACAAAAGCACUGGAGCCAUUAUUAAGCAAAAACCCCGUUGUUUGACUGGAAACACAAUUGCUUUAGUUGAGCUUGAAGUUUCUCGACCAAUUUGCUUGGAACUUUAUGGUGAUAUUAAGGAAUUGGGACGAGUCAUGUUACGUGUUGGUGGUGUUACUAUUGCAGCAGGAUUGGUUACAAAGAUUAUAAAGUGACUGGGUUUAAAUCAACUAUAACAAUGAAGACUGUUAUGAUUUUGUCUUCCUCCCGCUAGUCCAUUUUUGCUGAUAUGUAUUUUACAAAAUCUUCUCAAUUUUGUCUUUUAAUAUAAGUGCUCAAUCUUCUAUCUGUAAAUGUGCUAAACACAAACCCAUUUAUCUCUCUGAAUACUUGAAAUUUCUGAGGUGAUAUGGUUGAUCAUUAUACAACUGCUAAUAUGAAUGAUUCCCAGAGACCAAUAUUGACUGAAUAUUAUUCAUGUGGUGUGACUAUAUUACUUCAAACUUUGAUACUGUACCUAAACUAUUUGCCAUGUUCUGUGAAAUCAAUUUGUACUUAGAGAGUGUUUUCGUUGUGAUGAGGACCAUGACUGUCUUCUUUGUUAAAAUAAAUAUGAUAAAAAAACAA